AUGCUCGAGCCCCCGGCGAGGGCUUGUGCUGUGAAUAGCAGGCCUGGUCUCGACUCGCCAGCUAAACAACCAAACCCAGUCGGGGCCUCGGGGGCCGCCGCCCUCGCCCUCUGCGCCGCAGCCGUGGCCUCCUUCGCCUCCGGCUCGUUUGAGCUUGGCGCCUGCUGCGCUGUCUCGAUUGCCACGCUUCUUCUGCGCGCCGCACUCGACGACUCUCCAGUAGUGGACGGCAACGACUUUGAGGUUGUUAUUCGCGCCACAAAGGAGAUGGAGUAUCUGCUCGAGGAGAGCUUCCGUGCGCCACCGACAGCAGGCCUUCACGAAAAGAUCAGCGUGGCCCAGACGCCGGCGGGUCAGCCGCUGCCGGAAGGAGUCGUCCGCCGAAUGCGGAAGCUGGUCACGAUACGCAACCAGUUGGUGCACGAUCGAGGGGUGAACGCCGUCGACCGUGCCGCCUUCAGGGACGGUUGGGCGGCGGCUGAGCGAGAGCUGCGUACGCUUCUGCCCGCCGACUCCAUGCCGUUCUGCGUUAUAUCUUGA
This is a messenger RNA of Emiliania huxleyi CCMP1516, 540 nucleotides long. RefSeq lists its product as hypothetical. The record is from RefSeq and is a predicted model, not a curated record. The transcript has 2 exons. NCBI's taxonomy places the organism in Eukaryota, Haptophyta, Isochrysidales, Noelaerhabdaceae. Bases 1 to 540 code for a protein of 179 amino acids.